AUGUGUGAACGUUUUGUUCAUGGGCUAAGCUACGAGCUACAAAGGGCGGUGCAAUCGCUAGGGAUCAACCGCUAUCAAGUAUUGGUGGAAAAGACAAAGGGAAUUGAGGCUAUUGAUAACCAAAGAGAAAAGUACCAAGGUCUGAAUAAGUCUAAGCAAGGAAGUGGAGGUCCAACUAGGGCUAACCAAGGCAGGAAUGACAAGGGCGAGAACUAUUCGAAGAAGCCGUAUGUUCGUCCUCAGGGUAAGGGGACGACUUCUGGGUCUGUUAAUCCUUCGGGCGGGGAUGCUAUCGCACUGAGACCUCUACCAGUGAGUUUGGAGGGUGUGACUUGUUUCAAGUGCAACAAAAAGGGGCAUUUUUUCCAUCACUGUCCUGAGGAUCCUUCGAUGUGCUGGAAUUGCAACGAGCCAUGCCAUCUUGCUAGGGAUUGCAGGAAACCUGAAGUUGAGGCCACUAUGAAUAUUGCAAGGGGACAAGGAGGCCAAAAUCAGAACCAGAAUGUAGUGUGCUUCAAGUGCGGACAAGCUGGACACUGCGCCAAGGCAUGCGCAAGACGUUGCUACAACUGUAGGAAGCCAGGGCAUUCAGCUAAGGACUGUGAGGAACAAAAUAUUGAGCCGACUGCGAGAGGACCGGGGAAUCUCGUGCAACCACUUCAGGAAGAGUUGCGAGUGCAGGGGAGCAGGCUAAGGAGAGCAUGA
Molecule: messenger RNA, 705 nt
Organism: Lotus japonicus
Lineage: Eukaryota; Viridiplantae; Streptophyta; Magnoliopsida; Fabales; Fabaceae
Product: replication protein A 70 kDa DNA-binding subunit C-like
Exons: 1
Coding region: 1-705 (234 amino acids)
Molecular function (GO): nucleic acid binding; zinc ion binding
Source: RefSeq, a predicted model, not a curated record